Molecule: messenger RNA, 441 nt
Organism: Durusdinium trenchii
Lineage: Eukaryota; Dinophyceae; Suessiales; Symbiodiniaceae
Source: the annotation of a GenBank genome assembly
AUGGAGAGCGGAUCCAGACAGUCCGGGGAGGCUGAGAGCGAGCUGGCAGCCAAGGCUGCUAAGCUGAUCGACAUGUCAGAGUCCGUUGUCGCCAAGCUGUUUCAGAGACCUUGGCAACUUCACCCACCCUGCAUCACUGGCAGACCCUCCACGCCUGAACAGAUUAUCAUCACCGUUCUGGGGUGCAGCAACGUGACUGUGUCCAAGACGAUUCAAGGAGUGUACAGAGCAGUCAGUUCCUAUCGCGACAAGCCAGUCUAUAGGAAGGACGGGCCUGGCGCCCUGCGACCGUUCAUUUUCUACUGGGAACGAGGGGAUGGAGCACGUUUCAAGGGUUGGUGGUUUGGGUCAGAAGUAGGGGGCGAACAAGUCUUUCAACCCAUGCUGCCAAACGGCGAACCCAUUUGUGCCACCAGCUGUUGGUUGGAGAAUUCCUUUUGA